Rosa rugosa (rugosa rose) is the source of this 2234-nucleotide messenger RNA. Its product is annotated as rust resistance kinase Lr10-like. The transcript is spliced from 2 exons. Gene Ontology annotation, molecular function: protein kinase activity; polysaccharide binding; ATP binding. Bases 166 to 2085 code for a protein of 639 amino acids. Gene Ontology annotation, biological process: protein phosphorylation. Lineage: Eukaryota; Viridiplantae; Streptophyta; Magnoliopsida; Rosales; Rosaceae. The record is from RefSeq and is a predicted model, not a curated record.
UGAUGAUAAUAAUGUGUUGAUCCACCAAGUCAAUUGAUAGGAAAAAAAUACAGAAAAAACUUAAGUGGGCAGCCUCCAAAAUAAAUUGCAUUUGAAGCAAGUGAAUGGACCAACAACUUAUAAGGAAGAAGAAAUGGUAUACCAAUAGAUUGUUCAAGACUUCAGAUGGAUGUUCCUAUGUUUUUCUUGCUUAUAAUUCUCUUCCCCAUCAUUUCUGUACCAAUCAGCAAAGCAGCAACUGUUGAUCACCAGGACUGCCCCAUUUCACACUGUAGCAAUGCUGGUCCUGUUAUCAAGUUUCCAUUCCGUCUACAACACGAUCCCCUUCACUGUGGACACCCAGACUUUGAGGUAUCUUGCAGCAGCUUCGACAAUAAGACCAUGAUGAAGCUCUCCUCCUCAUCAGGACUCUUUAUCAUACAUGGUAUCGAUUACCUCUGGAGAAGGUUCAGUGUCUACGAUGCAGAUGGUUGCCUCCCAAAACGUCUGCUUAAUUUUACUAUCGCCAGUUCGCUCAUUCAGCCACCAUCUGAUACUACAGUCCAGACUGAUUGCAACUUUUCUUAUGCUUAUGAAGAGCUAUAUAACUUUACAUUAUUAAAUUGUUCCACCACACAAAAUUUUAGCAGAGGGAGUAACUACUAUAUGCCAAUCAGAUGUCUCAGUGUCCCUGGUCAUCACCAAGUUCUGGCUUUUCGAUCCUCAGCUUCAAUAGGUGACUUGCCGUUCCCAGCGUCGGCUUGCAGUACUUUGAAACCAAAUUUCUAUGUUCCAGUACAAAGAGUCUCUGGUACCAGUGAACAGUGUGAACUGGACAGUGUAUUAUUGCUAGAAUGGGAGCCAUUGCCAGAUUUCCAAGUCCCAGCAUGCCAAAACUGUACAGCAGAAAGAGAGAGUUGCCAAUUCAAUUACACAAGAAAUCAGAUGGAGUGUUAUGAUUAUCCCAUCUCUCAGAAUCUCCCAAGAAAGCGAAAAGGUUCAGGUACUAGGUCAAUUGCCAUAGGGGUGACUGGAGGUUGUUUUCUUCUCAUAUCCGCAGCGGUAGUAGCCAUCUUCUAUUACAUGAGACAAUCAAAGAGAAUUGAGCAGAAGAAGAAUCAAAUCAAUAUUGAAAAGUUCUUGGAUGAUCACAAGUCCCAUGUACCAACAAGAUACUCCUAUGCUGAUAUAAAGAAGAUGACAAAUGGGUUCAAGAGGAAGUUAGGUGAAGGAGGUUUUGGAAGUGUUUUCAGAGGAAAGCUUCCGAGCAAUGGAGUUUUGGUCGCCGUAAAAGUCCUCAAGGAUUCUAAAGGAAAUGGAGAAGAUUUUGUUAACGAAGUAGGAACCAUUGGCAGAAUUCACCAUGUCAAUGUGGUUCGCCUACUUGGAUUUUCUGCUGAAGGAGGGAAGCGUGCUCUUAUUUAUGAGCUCAUGCCAAACAGCUCCCUAGAGAAGUUUAUAUCUUCUGCACGCUUCAACAAUACUCCAUUUGAUUGGGAGAAACUUUGCAACAUCAUCAUCGGUAUAGCAAAGGGAAUUGAGUAUCUACACCAAGGGUGCGACCAAAGGAUCCUCCAUUUUGAUAUCAAGCCUCAUAAUAUCUUGUUAGACCAUGACUUCAAUCCAAAAAUCUCGGAUUUUGGUCUCGCUAAACUCUACUCCAAGGAAGAGAGUAUGAUAUCUAUGACUGCUGCCAGAGGCACUGUAGGCUACAUUGCCCCGGAAGUGUUCAAUGGAAACUUUGGAACCGUCUCCUACAAAUCGGAUGUCUAUAGUUUUGGGAUGCUAGUGCUAGAAAUCAUUGGAGCUAGAAAGGAAUCUGCUUUUACAUCUAACAACAGCCAGGUGUAUUUUCCUGAAUUGAUCUAUGAGUGUCUAAAUCAAGGGGAGAAACUGGAUUUAGAGCUAGGUGACGAUGGAGAUGCUCAGAUUGCUAAGCGACUAGCGAUUGUUGCACUUUGGUGUAUUCAGUGGUACCCGGUCAAUCGACCUUCGAUGAAAGGGGUUGUGAGAAUGCUAGAAGGAGCAUCUGGAAGUUUAAUGAUGCCGCCCAAUCCGUUUGCUUCCACAACUAAAGCGGAACCAACAACAGCACUUCCAACUUAAUUUGCCCACAUUGUAGAGCAAUUGAUUUCAGUAAUGUUAUUCUUCUACAUGUCUGUAAGACCAAUAAACAUGACAUCUAAAUUUCUAAUACAGAAAUUUGGAAAGGGCACUUCUCCAUUGAUGUUUUAAAUCAAAUUUUUUGUUGCAAA